Molecule: messenger RNA, 4283 nt
Organism: Anoplophora glabripennis (Asian longhorned beetle)
Lineage: Eukaryota; Metazoa; Arthropoda; Insecta; Coleoptera; Cerambycidae
Gene: Toll-7
Product: toll-like receptor 7
Exons: 1
Coding region: 236-4165 (1309 amino acids)
Biological process (GO): signal transduction
Molecular function (GO): protein binding
Source: RefSeq, a predicted model, not a curated record
GUUGAGCUAGUCCGCAUCAGUCGAGCGCUCGAGCUCCAGUCACUUAACAUGUACGUAUCCGGCGCUCACUGUGAUAUGCCCCUAGUAAAAAGUUGAACGGAAUCAAAGAGACUUUAAUCGCGAGUUUACGCACUGUACGGGGACUUUAGUGAGAUGACGUGCCGAAAUUAGUGAAAUCAGGAACUUGUCAUGAAAAUAAGUUUGAAGUGUGUGUUAUAACGAAAGUUCCGCCACAAUGUAUACUCAGAUAAUCAGUACAUUUCUCCUCUCAUCGGUGCUCGUCGCCGCUCGAUUCGACGGCCCAGAGCAAUGUUCCUGGCUGCCGGACAUCAGUGACACCACUUCGUCGAAAUUGGCCGUUACCUGCAAAGUAAGAACGCUGGAAGAGACGGCGAACAUCACCGCCCUACCCGCGGAAGUCACCUCGCGAUUAAGGAUAAUUUGCAGUGACGUGUUGUUUUUCGAAAGUGCGCUUCCUACUCAGGGCCUGCACAGGUUGCACGAGCUCGAGGAACUCCAAAUCAGCAACUGCAAGCUGCUGUCCAUCCCCUCGGACGCCUUCGAGGGUCUCUACAAUGUGAAGAAGCUGUCCAUCAACACGUUCAACACCGACUGGGGUCCAGGUAAAAGCUUGGAGCUGACGAGUUAUAGUUUGCAGGGCUUGAAGGAGCUUCAAGUCCUGGAUAUGGCAGACAAUAAUAUUCGAGCUCUGCCCGACGGCGUAUUCUGCUCCAUGACCAACUUGCAGACGUUGAAUUUGACGAGAAAUCGCAUAAGAAAUUCUGAGAGAAUUGGCAUAAAUGUACCGGAAUGCAGCAACAGCGAGUUACAAAAUCUCGAUUUAUCAUACAAUGAUUUGCGCUCUUUGUCUGAGGACUCCGGUUUUUCACGUUUGAGACGUCUGCAAGUGCUCAACCUACACUACAACAACAUAACUGAAAUUUCGGGCGAGUCCUUAGCGGGCCUAGUGUCGCUGAAAAUAUUAAAUAUGGACAACAACAAAAUAGGUACGUUGCCGCAAGGAUUAUUUGCUGGAACACCGGAGCUUAAGGAAAUUCACCUCCAGAAUAAUUCCCUGUUCUCCCUGGCGAAAGGAUUAUUUCACCGGCUCGAGCAACUUCUAGUUUUAGAUUUAUCGGGUAAUCAGCUUACAAGUAACCACAUCGACGCUGGGACUUUCACCGGGCUUAUCCGCUUAAUUGUACUGAAUUUGUCGCACAACGCCCUUACACGUAUCGAUGGCCGCACGUUCAAAGAUCUCUUCUUUCUACAAAUCCUCGACCUCAGAAACAACUCGAUCGGAUUUAUCGAAGAUAACGCUUUCCUACCCCUGUAUAAUUUGCACACCCUAAAUCUCGCUGAAAACAGGCUGAACACGAUCGGACCACAGCUAUUCAACGGCUUGUAUGUUCUGAGCAAACUCACUAUAAAUAAUAAUCUCAUUGUGAAUAUUGACUCACGCGCUUUUCAAAAUUGCUCCGCCCUUAAGGAAUUAGAUCUCAGCUCCAACGCCCUCGCAGAAGUGCCAGAUGCGAUCCAAGAACUUUCUUUCCUCAAAACUUUGGAUCUGGGCGAAAAUCAAAUCUCCGAGUUUAGGAACGGCUCCUUUAAAAAUUUAAAUCAGCUAACUGGACUGAGAUUAAUUGACAAUAAUAUUGGCAAUUUGUCUCGCGGCAUGCUUUGGGACCUGCCGAAUUUGCAAGUGCUUAAUCUGGCGAAAAAUAAAAUUCAGAGUAUCGAGAGGGGCACUUUCGAAAGAAAUACGCAAAUAGAGGCAAUUCGCCUCGACGAGAAUUUUUUAACAGACAUUAAUGGAGUUUUCGCGACUCUCGCGACUUUGUUGUGGCUGAACUUAUCCGAAAAUCAUUUAGUGUGGUUCGACUACGCGUUUAUUCCGAGUAAUUUGAAGUGGUUGGACAUUCACGGGAACUUUAUAGAACAUUUAGGGAAUUAUUACAAAAUCCAGGACGAGAUUAGAGUGAAAACUUUAGAUGCUAGUCAUAAUAGAAUAACGGAAAUCGCUCCCAUGUCGAUACCAAAUAGUGUGGAACUGCUGUUUAUAAACAACAAUUUCAUCAGAUCCGUGCACCCGAAUACGUUCCUAGAUAAAACUAGUCUCGCUCGAGUAGACAUGUACGCCAACGAUUUAGUGAACCUGGACUUGAACGCGCUUCAUAUUUCUUCGGUGCCCUCAAACCGGUCGCUGCCAGAAGUCUACUUGGGUGGCAACCCCUUUCAUUGCGACUGCACCAUGGAAUGGCUUCAGCUCAUCAACAACAUGUCUGCGUCUCGUCAAUAUCCCCGUGUCAUGGACCUAGAAAACGUAAUGUGCAAGAUGACACACUCUCGCGGAAUGACACACAUGCCUCUGAGUCAGGCGAAACCCAGCGACUUCCUUUGCACCUACGAAACCCACUGCUUUGCCCUCUGCCACUGCUGCGACUUCGAUGCCUGCGACUGUGAAAUGACUUGCCCCAAUAAUUGCACUUGUUACCACGACCAGACGUGGAAUACCAAUGUCGUCGAUUGCUCUGGACAAAAUGCGGCAGAAAUACCCCAGAGAAUUCCUAUGGACGCCACUGAGGUGUACCUAGACGGUAAUGAAAUAAAAGAGCUCCAAAAUCACGUCUUUAUUGGCCGUAAAAAUAUGCGAGUGUUAUACGUUAAUAAUAGCGAUGUAGAAACCAUACAGAACAGCACUUUUAACGGCUUGCACGCUUUACAGAUUUUACAUUUAGAGGAUAAUAAAAUUUACGAACUGAAAGGAUACGAAUUCGAGCAUCUUUCUAAUCUGAAAGAGUUAUAUCUGCAGAAUAACGUCAUUUCGAAUGUAGGAAAUAAAACCCUCGAGCCGCUGAUAUCGCUGGAAAUUCUCAGAUUGGACGGCAAUAAAUUAGUGACGUUCCCCGUGUGGCAGUUGUCGACCAACAGCCGCCUCACCGAAGUUAUGCUGGGUAAUAAUCUGUGGUCCUGCCGCUGCAAAUUCCUCCAGGGAUUAACUGCAUGGGUCGCCGACAACGCAGCCAAAGUGGUCGACAGCGCCGACAUAAUGUGCUACAACACGGACUCCAAGCCCCCACAGCGCCGCGAGCUGGACUUUAACAGCACCGCGUGCAGUGACUUCUACUCCGGCAGCUCCGUAAUCUCCGUGUCGGACUACUGGCCGAUGGUCGUGGUGACCUUAUGUGUGGUAAUCCUCUUGCUGUUAACUAUAGUGCUCUGGUUCGUGUUCAGAGAUCCCGUCCGGGUAUGGCUCUAUUCGCGCUACGGGGUGAGACUGUGCAGUUUCCGCGCCACGGCCGCGAAACAGUUCGAGGACAGAGACAAGCUUUAUGACGGGUUCGUCUGUUACAGCCCCAAAGACGAGGAAUGGGUGGUGCAGGCCCUGACCGCCGAGUUAGAGCCAAAAUUUCAGCUGUGCUUACACUAUAGAGACCUCCCCCAUACCGCUUAUAUUCAACAUGCCGCCCCCGCAGUUCUAGAGGCGGCCGAAGCAAGCCGCAGAGUGAUAUUAGUUUUAACCCGUAAUUUCUUACAAACCGAGUGGUCGCGGUUCGAGUUGCGACAGGCGUUGCACGAAGCCUUGAAAGGUCGCGUGUUCAAACUAGUGAUAUUAGAAGAAGGGCCGAUUCCAGAAGCAGAGCUGGAUCCGGAGCUAAGACUGUAUCUGAAAACCGCAGAACGCAUGCGAUGGGGCGAGAAAAGGUUCUGGGAAAAGUUGAAGUACGCUAUGCCCUCGGUGGAGCCUCGCGGAAAGAUCAACGCGAACUACAGGCGCAACAUCAACAACUACACCAUCGACUCCAGGGUGGUGCCCAACGGCACCCACCACAGCCACCACAGCUAUCCCGAGAAGAUGCGGACGCAGGGUCCCCCAUCCCCGGGCAUGCAGAUGCUGCCGCCGCCCGCCUACUCGGCCGGCAUGCCCCAGGAAGUCGACGACGCCAACUACUCCUCGGCGACGACGGCCACCCCCUCCCCCAGGCCCUCGCGGCGCGUCCAGGAACCGAGGCCGGUGUCCGACCACAUCUACUCCAGCAUCGACUCGGACUACAGCACCCUGGAGAGGGGUGGCUCCGGUAGAAGGGGCCCUCCAUGGCGGCCCCAGCACGUGAUGAUGCAGACUGCAGGCGGCAACAACGGCGGCCAGGCCUACCUUGUGUGAUAACUCGAUAUGACUGACUAGGUAUAUUUUACUGAAAGACUUAAACAAUAUUAAAUAUUCAAGUAAGUCUCGAAACGUGUAAUUAUAUUUUAUUUGUAUAAUUUUUGUACAUUAUUGU